CCAUCUUUCCAAGCCAGUGUAUAGCUUCCCCCCAAUUUCAAUUCUUUUAUUGUCUGCUGUGCAGUUUCCCCUCUUCAUCUCUAGCUCUAAUAUCUCCUGACCACCUUCACCAUGCGUUCCUUGAGCCUCCUUCUUGCCAUCGUCGCCUUUGCUGCUUCGGCUCUGGCUCUCACGAUCACCGCGCCCAAGGCUGGGGACCAGGUUGACUUCAGCAAGUCGUACAAGUUCCAAUGGACAACGGUUUCUUCUGAUCCGGACGAGGUCACUUUGGUCCUGGUCAACAUGGCCUCCCAGCCUACAGUCAACAAGGUCAUCACCCAGAAUGCCAAGGUCUCGGAUGGCUCCUAUACUGUGGACAUGAUCACCGGGAUUCCUGUUGCUAAUGGCUACCAACUGAAUGCUAUUGCCAACACCACCCAGAACACUGGCAUCCUGAGCCAGUCGAAUCAAUUCAACGUGACCAAGGUUGGCAAAGUUGAGACGGGUAAGGAUACUUCUAAUUCAACACUAUCAUCAUCAUCAUCACACACAUCACAAUCUGCACCUACAUCACCUACACCUACACCUACACCUACACCAUCAUCACCACUAUCAUCAUCAGCACAUGCACAUGCACCACUAUCAUCCAGCACCUACACCAGCACUAGAUACAAGUCACGCCCCUGCAUCUAUCACAAGACCUCUUCACCAUCUUCACCAUCUUCACCAUCAUCUAGCACCAUUCCCUCCGCCUCCGUGAGACCGGGUGAGUACAGACAGGAUAUGAGAUGAAUGAAGUUAUCUAACCUGGGUUCAAUCUGUUUGUUACCUCCACAACAGCCACAGCAUCUGCCACUACUGCCACCAAGACCGCUGCCUCCGCCACUGCCUCCGCCGGAGCUGCCGCAAGCGCAAUGACCCUGAGCGGUCCCCUCGCCGUGCUCAGCGCCCUCGUGAUGAGCAUCUUCGCCGGAGCGUUGUAAACGACCCCAGUCCAACCAAGGUA
Messenger RNA from Aspergillus aculeatinus CBS 121060, 985 nucleotides. RefSeq names its product GPI anchored serine-threonine rich family protein. Lineage: Eukaryota; Fungi; Ascomycota; Eurotiomycetes; Eurotiales; Aspergillaceae. The record is from RefSeq and is a predicted model, not a curated record. The transcript is spliced from 4 exons. Bases 112 to 771 code for a protein of 219 amino acids.